Messenger RNA from Abrus precatorius (Indian licorice), 1592 nucleotides. RefSeq names its product F-box only protein 13-like. Gene Ontology annotation, molecular function: protein binding. The coding region runs from base 138 to 1358 and encodes 406 amino acids. The record is from RefSeq and is a predicted model, not a curated record. NCBI's taxonomy places the organism in Eukaryota, Viridiplantae, Streptophyta, Magnoliopsida, Fabales, Fabaceae. The transcript is spliced from 2 exons.
ACAAUCCAAACCCAACCCUGUUGUGUUCUCCAACACACUCUCACUCACCACUGUGUCCGUGUGUUUGUUUUCUUAUCCACUCAACGAAGCUGUUGCUGCUUCAGUUCUAUAAGUUGUUUACUCCAAAUUUCUGGUCAAUGGAACAUAGUUUAAAAAGAAAAUAUCCAGAAAAUGGGGAUCAUUUACGCUUCAACAGCUUUUCUCUAGAUGACCUCAAUGAAGAUCUCUUGGAAAGGGUACUUUCCUGGUUACCAACUUCCUCAUUCUUCCGCGCUACUUCUGUGUGCAAAAGGUGGAAAUCAGCUGCUUCUUCAGUGAGUUUCAAGCUUGCUUGCUCACACAUUCCUUCGCGGGAUCCUUGGUUUUUGAUGGUUGCUCCCAAUCUCAACCAAUCUAUUGUCUUUGACGCUGCUCAAAACAGUUGGAAAAGACUCAAUCACCCACAUCUUCUGCUUGAAGACUCUAACAAAAGCUGCAUGCCUGUUGCAGCCUCUGGUGGCCUUGUUUGCUACCGCAAAUUGUCAGGAAACUUCAUUGUGUGCAAUCCUGUGAGCGGAUCUUGUAGUGAACUCCCUCCAUUGCAUUUUGCCCCUGAAAAUCAAUCUCUGAAUGCUGUCGUGAUGAGUACAACUUUCAAAGAUCAAAUCUCCUACAAGAUUGUGUUAAUCUUUGGUGAACUUCCUAAUCUCGUGUUUAAAGUCUACAACUCAAGCUCUGGCUGUUGGGAAGAUGAGACUUCGCUGAGGAGAAAGGUUGAUGAUAAUUCCAUGGAUUGCGAUUCAACUGAUGACAAUGUUAUUUACUUCCUUAGCAAGGCCGGAAAUGUGGUGGCUAGUAGCAUGCAGCGAAGCCCAUCAAAGCAAUAUUCUUCAGUUAUUACAUACAAAGAUGAUCAAGAGAUUGUGUAUUUUCUUAGCUCCUCUGGGACAGUAGUUGCUUGCAAUUUGACAUGCAAGUGCUUCUUUGAGUAUCCUAGGUUGUUGCCUGUUUUCAGUGAGUACUCCAUUGAUAUCGUGGAGUGCAAUGGUGAGAUGGUGGUUGUUUUGUUAUCAGAAUUCUUGGAAAGCACAAGUCUUAGGGUGUGGAAAUAUGAUGAGGCUAAUCGAUGCUGGCAACAGAUUGCAGCCAUGCCUGCAGCAAUGUCUCAUGAAUGGUAUGGAAAGAAGGCAGAUAUUAAUUGUGUUGGAGCUGGCGAUCGAAUUUUUGUAUGCUUGAACUCUCUUGAGCUAUGUACUUACAUUGUGUGUGAUUUGGUGACCAACAAUUGGGUUGAAUUGCCAAAAUGUUGCAUAAAUGGAGAAAUCAUGGAGUUCAUGUCUGCAUUUUCAUUUGAGCCAAGAAUAGAGGCUUGUGUGUGAGACUAAAAUUUCCCAGCCUUGGUAUCUUGAUUUUGUUCAUCAUUCCUUUGUGUUCUAUUAGCUUAAAUGUUCUUUUCAUUUGUACUUAGUGCAGAUUGGUAUGAAAAUAGAGAUGGAAGCUCUAACCAAAUGAUUGAUUGCUAACUGAGAUAUUGUAAUUCUCUUUAUUGAUUGUUAGAUGUAUACACCGUUUUCAGUUAAUGGUAUUAUCAAUGAAUGACCUUGUUAACGAUC